Molecule: messenger RNA, 1274 nt
Organism: Glycine soja
Lineage: Eukaryota; Viridiplantae; Streptophyta; Magnoliopsida; Fabales; Fabaceae
Product: UPF0613 protein PB24D3.06c-like
Exons: 9
Coding region: 1-1017 (338 amino acids)
Source: RefSeq, a predicted model, not a curated record
AUGAAUCCUUCUCUCACUUCUUCUUCCUCAACCUUGUCGUCUUCUUCUUCGUCCUGGUUCUCCGGAAUCGUUCGAGCCGGUCGUUCCAACAGUGUCAAAAUGUCCAAUAACUCCGCCGUUGCACCCUCCGCCGACACCGUCGGCCCCGUCGUUCGCAAAAAUCAGUUCCGAGGGGUUCUUUUCAAGUACGGUCCCAAUCCUAUUCAGGUUGCAUUUAAGACUGGUGAUUAUAAGCGGCAAGUCAUUUUUAUUGGUGGAUUGACCGAUGGUUUUCUUGCUACUUCAUACUUGGAACCUCUGGCAAUUGCUCUGGACCAUGAGAAUUGGUCAUUAGUUCAAUUCCUUAUGUCAUCUUCAUACAGUGGAUAUGGCACCUCCAGCUUGCAACAAGAUGCUAAGGAGCUGGAUCAGCUGAUUAAUUAUUUAAUUAACAAAGAAGACUCUGAAGGUGUGGCAUUACUUGGGCAUAGUACUGGCUGUCAGGAUAUUGUGCAUUACAUGCGCACAAAUUUUGCUUGCUCCCGAGCUGUUCGUGCUGCCAUCUUUCAGGCUCCAGUCAGUGAUCGGGAAUAUCAAGCUACACUCCCUCACACAGCUUCUAUGAUUGACUUGGCUGCUAAGAUGAUAAGUGAAGGCCGAGGUUUAGAGUUAAUGCCAAUGGAAGCAGAUCCUACUGCCCCAAUAACUGCCUAUAGGUAUCACUCCCUUUGUUCAUAUAAUGGUGAUGAUGACAUGUUCAGUUCUGACCUGAGUGAUGAUCAAUUGAAGAUGAGACUUGGGCAUAUGUCUAGCACACAUUGUCAGGUUAUAUUUUCAAUGGCUGACGAAUAUGUGCCAGAUUAUGUUGAUAAGAAAGCUCUAGUUGAGCGGUUAUGCAAAGCCAUGGGAGGAGCAGAGAAAGUAGAGAUCGAAUAUGGAAAUCAUUCCCUCUCUAACAGAGUUGAAGAAGCUGUUGAUGCUAUUAUUGACUUCUUAAAAAGAGAGGGACCCAAGGGCUGGGACGAUCCAUGGAGUUAAUGCGGGUGUCUAUCAAUUUUCAAUGCCUUCUUUUGUUGUUAUGAUAGUUUUGAUUCCAUUUUGUCAAUCUUGCAUUUUUCUCCCAUAUAUAUAUUUUUUUGGGGUGGAGGGGUUUGAAUUUGUCGGGGUUGUUAUUUGCAACCUUAGUUUUUGUUGAUAUAUCAGAUGUUAGUAUUUAUUGUCUUAAGAAAUAUAGUGUAUCUGUUUUUUGAAUUAAUUAAUUUUAACCCAAGUAAAUUUUGCAACAUUUUAAUCAA